UCAUUUACUGUCACUGUCAUUAUCGGUUGAAAUUUGGUUAUUUAUUUAUGUUACAAAAUUGAAACACAGCUAAAAGAAGGAGAAAAAUAAAGUAAUUGUAAUUGUAAGCAAAUACUCCUAUUAGUUAAUAAGCAGAUCGAAUCAAACGUCAUUAAAAACCCAAUAAUUAUAUCAGAAUCAUCUGUCUUAUCAUAAACCCAAAGUAUCAUCACCAUUAAAUUCCUUGUUUUAAGUCCGAGACGACAAAAUGCACAGAAAUUUGCCACAAAAUAAAGAAGCCCUUCUGAAAUCCUAUACGACGCGACUAAAGGAAGAUGUCAAAAGUAUGCUGGAAAAUUUUGAAGAAAUAAUUAAACUCGCUAAAGGCGAAAAUGAUUCACAGCUAAACAGGAUGACACAAAUUGAACAAGAUACUUUUGAAAUGCAAGUCAGAGCAGCAAAUAUUGUUAGAGCUGGUGAAUCCUUGAUGAAGCUAGUCUCAGAUAUCAAGCAAUAUUUAAUAUUAAAUGAUUUUCCAUCAGUUAAUGAAGCUAUUACACAAAAUUCUAAACUGUUUCGCACAAAACAACAAGAAUGUGAUCAAAAAUUGAUGUCACUAAGAGAUGAUAUAGCAGCCGAUUUGUAUGAUUUAGAAGAUGAAUACUUUACAAGUUUAUAUAAAUAAACUAAAAACUGCAUUUUCAA
Messenger RNA from Papilio polytes (common Mormon), 684 nucleotides. It is a transcript of the gene MED22, whose product is annotated as mediator of RNA polymerase II transcription subunit 22. The transcript has 3 exons. Gene Ontology annotation, molecular function: transcription coregulator activity. Lineage: Eukaryota; Metazoa; Arthropoda; Insecta; Lepidoptera; Papilionidae. Gene Ontology annotation, biological process: regulation of transcription by RNA polymerase II. The record is from RefSeq and is a predicted model, not a curated record. The coding region runs from base 248 to 664 and encodes 138 amino acids. Gene Ontology annotation, cellular component: mediator complex.